AAAAUUUAUGACACUUUGUAACCUAAUUUUUCACAUUAUUAUUUAUGUUUUUCUACAAGUGUGAAAAAACAGGAAAUCCGAGCCAUCAUUAUUCUGCGAGUAAGACAGAGAAUUACAUGUAAUAAGCAGAAAGUUGAAAGAGAAAUAUGUUAGAAAACAAUACAUUACAUUACACUGCUGGCAGUUUUGAUAAAGGAGGAGUUUCCCAUCAAGUUCCCUCCUGCAGGGUGGACACACACACACACACACACACACACACACACACACACACACACACACACACACACACACACACACACACACACUGCAUUGGGCAGCACUGUCUUGACUUCUUUAACUGCACAGCUGAAGCAUGGUGAGUGUCAAAAUGUUUACUAUGUUGUCCUUCAGUUUCAUAAUGGGAUUGCGUUCUGUCCACAAUGUUCUCGUAAUAUUUUCACUUUUUAUUCAUUAAUAUGAAAGUUAUGUAUCAAUCAUUUAAUUAAUAUUAACACUGUGUGUGUGUGUUGUGAGCAUUUCAGUAUCUCAUGCAUACUGUACAAGGACAAGCAUUACCCAUAAUCCUUUUUCCACAUAACAGUACAGUGCCAAUUUGUGUGUGUUCACACUGUAUUAUUUUCACUUUCCGUGUCCAGGUGAUUGAACGGAUGGUACGACUGGAAUAUGCGGGAGUGAGUGUGUUCCUGCUGCUGGUCCUUGCUGCACUUCAGCACACUGUGAAAGCAGGGGUGAAGAUGUUGAACAUGGCUCCUGAUGCAGUAGAUGAUGACUUUUUAGAGUGUCGAGACAAAAUGCUGAAGGUUGUUACAGACAGUCUGCUGCAGGAGGAACUUGACUCUGAGAAAGAGUUUAAGGACUUGUGGAGUAAAUACAGUGGAACGUGCAGGAAGAACAUUCCAGGUGGAACAUCUCUUCCCACGGAUGCUCUCCAGAGUUAUGGAAAUUCUAGGUUUAAGUUUAGAAUAAAUUUCAACAAUUUGGUUUACAGCCUUGGUACCAACAGCACAACCUACAGAGAUUUUCACUUCAAGUCUCUUCACUUUCUCCUAUCAGACUCCCUGAGACUGCUGAAUCCUACAAACACCUGUAGAACCGUGUACUACGGCACCAACAAAAAGUACAAUGUUCUGGGGACAAAGGUCCGAUUUGGGAUGUUCCUAAAUCCUACAACCUCAAAGAGCGAUGCAAUUGAUUAUGUGGAUACAGAUGAAGGCUCCUUGUUUAUCAUCAAUUCCUGUUCUGUGGUUGAUAUUGAACAGAAGCCGUGUUACUGUGAGGAACUUCAGUAUCUUCUUUCUCCAGCUGAGGUCUUCAUAGUGCAGAAGGUUGAAAAUGGUUCUGAGUGUACAGAAAUCACUUUAAAUCACUCGGGCUUUCUCAGCAAUCAUCACUGCUCCUUCUUCCAAAGGUAG
This is a messenger RNA of Tachysurus fulvidraco (yellow catfish), 1412 nucleotides long. Its product is annotated as T-cell ecto-ADP-ribosyltransferase 1-like. Bases 528 to 1412 code for a protein of 294 amino acids. Gene Ontology annotation, molecular function: NAD+-protein-arginine ADP-ribosyltransferase activity; NAD+ poly-ADP-ribosyltransferase activity. The transcript is spliced from 2 exons. The record is from RefSeq and is a predicted model, not a curated record. NCBI's taxonomy places the organism in Eukaryota, Metazoa, Chordata, Actinopteri, Siluriformes, Bagridae.